Etheostoma spectabile (orangethroat darter) is the source of this 2248-nucleotide messenger RNA. It is a transcript of the gene mtif3, whose product is annotated as mitochondrial translational initiation factor 3. NCBI's taxonomy places the organism in Eukaryota, Metazoa, Chordata, Actinopteri, Perciformes, Percidae. The transcript is spliced from 4 exons. Bases 203 to 1069 code for a protein of 288 amino acids. Gene Ontology annotation, molecular function: translation initiation factor activity; ribosome binding. Gene Ontology annotation, cellular component: mitochondrion. Gene Ontology annotation, biological process: ribosome disassembly; mitochondrial translational initiation. The record is from RefSeq and is a predicted model, not a curated record.
ACAGUCCUUUCUUUAACUGUUUAUGCAACAGUCACCCUGAGGAAUAUUGGUGAACAGUGAGUAAACAGCACAACAAUACAAGAUACAUUUAGGGAACUUAUUUACCGGCGAGAUUAGCGUGUAUCUCUGAUUUGACCAUUUGUCCCUGCAUUCAUGUUUUAAAGCCAGGAACUUCCUUUGUGUGUAAUUGGAGUAUAAGGAUAUGUCUGCAGGUUGUGUGAGGUGGAUGCUGAGCCAUACAGUGAGAUAUGUGUGUAAUGGUAGCAGCUGUGGCUACAGGACACUAGCAUCAAGAUUCACCAUAUGCAGUGAAAGAUCCAACGUCAUUGCUUCCUCCUGGAGAUGGUCUCCAUUCUCCACUGCUGGAGACGACACAGAACAGACUGCCGCUCGAAACAAAAAAAAGCAAGAUCCCCGAGGACAUGCCACAAUCAGCGCAGUUGGCCGUAAGAUCCCACAGCGUGAGAUCCAGGUGAUAAGUGAGACAGGCGAGAACCUGGGCACCAUGCACCGCGCAGAUGUGAUCCGAAUUAUGGACGAGCAGGGUCUGAAAUUGGUGCUGCUCAGUGAACGCAAAGAUCCUCCCGUCUACCGGCUGAUGAGCGGCAAACAGAUCCAUGAAGAGCAGUUGAAACUACGGGAGAAGCAGAAAGCAAAAGCAGCCCCCGUGCAGGUGAAGGAGCUCACCUUUUCAUCCGGCAUCGCAGCUCAUGAUCUCUCAACCAAGAUGAAACAAGUGGAGAGCUGGCUGGAGAAGAAGAACCAUGUUAGAAUUACUUUGCGAUCAGGACGCGGCGGACCUGCAGUCAACCUGGACACAACUCUGGAGCAGAUAGUGCAACAAAUGGAGGUGAUGGUGGGAUUUGUUUCUAAGCCAAAAGUCAUACGGGACGGUCAAGCAGCCAUGUGCAUCCUCCGACCACCUUCAGCAAAGGAACUGUCUCAAAAAGGGAAGAACAUGGCUGCAGCUUCGCAGUCUGAUGACUCAAGUUCGAAUGCCACCGAGAGCAAAACAUCCAUCCCUCCUGUUAGCAACUCGGACACAACCGAAGGGUCUAUACAGCCGUGAUCCGAUGGAAAUAAAACAUUCUCAUGAAAACUAAUUUAAGUCUGUUGCUAAAAUCUCACAUUUUGGUGUAAAAUACCUCAUCAGACUCCACUCGUGGUGUAUUGUGUGCAUGUGCAGAGUGACGUUUUUAAUGAAUGUAUUCACUUCUACUACAUCUGUACUAAAACAUAUCACAGCCAAGAAUCUUGUUACUGGUCAGCUUGUUGUUUCAACGCUCCUUUGCAUAUUCUCCAAAUGUGGACCUCUAGUGGAGGAAAGAGACCAUAUAAAUGGUACAUCAUUUAGAAUAAAGUCAAUGACAUCAUGAUCCAAAAUUAAGGUCCACUGGGCCUUAACAGACUUUUUACAUGUCACACAGCAUGUGAGAAAAUUAACAGAGCUGCGGGGGAGGGUCUGGCUAGUCCACACAGCGUUCUGAGAUGGGAGAAAAAUGUGAUCUGGUUUACUUGCAUUUCUUUAAACCAAUCACAAUUGUCAUGGACCCGACGGAGCCAUGAUGCCGUUGCAAAACAGCUUUGGGAAAUAACUUGUUUUGGUGGAACGUUUACACUCAAAAGUUGUUUUAGUCGUGCUACAGAAAACUCAGGACAGAUAGUCUAGCUAGCUGUCUGGAUUUACCCUGCAGAGAUCCGAGGAGCAGUUAAUCAUAGCCCUCGUAAAUACACCGGAGUUUAGAAACACUAAAAAGGUGGAAGGUGGAUUUCUGGACGGAACGAGGGACUUCAGGUGGGAUUUCCAGCGGCAACGGACCAAUCCCGAAAAUGAAACCUUGUUGAUAGAUGUAACCUGUGUGGACCAGAUGUUUGUAAUUAGAUGAAGUGUCCCUACAUGUGGCAAUGUGAUCAAAUUUUUUAACCCCAAAUGUCUAUUGGAUAUUUUUUGUUUUUUACCCAAAUACAUAUACCUAUGACCCUAGCGGUAAACUAUGAACAGGUUGCACAGGAGAUGGAUUUUUUUUGUCCACCUACUUGUGACCAUUUAAGACCAGCUAAAGGAUGAUGAUGAUGAUGAUAAUGAUGAUCAAGCAUUAAAAGUUGCCAAUCUGGGUGAGCACUUCAGUAAUAUAAGCCAAUCAAUCAAACCGACACCAACUCAUAUCUUUCUCUGCUUUAUUCGAGACUCAUCUUUAUGUUUUUGGUAGAAAAUUAAAAUAAAAGCUAAUUUUGGCAUACAGAUACA